AUGGCAGCUAAAUUUGCAGUCAAGUCCUUGGACCACCUUGUCCUCACAGUGCGAUCCAUCCCAGAGACGGUAGCUUUCUAUACUACCCACCUGGGUAUGCGCCACGAAGUGUUUAGUACGCCGGCCAACCCCGCUAUCCAAAGAAACGCGCUCAUAUUUGGGAGUCAAAAAAUCAAUCUCCAUCAAUCGGGGAAAGAGUUCGAGCCCAAGGCCCAGAAGGUUCAACCUGGAAGCGCGGAUCUGUGCUUUUUGACGGAUGAGAAUGUCGAGAAGGUUUUGCAAGCUUUCCAGGACGCUAAGAUUGAGGUGUUGGAAGGUGCCAAAAUUGUAGACAGAACUGGGGCCGUGGGGAAAAUCCGGAGCGUUUGUCAGGGAUCCUGA
Molecule: messenger RNA, 381 nt
Organism: Penicillium subrubescens
Lineage: Eukaryota; Fungi; Ascomycota; Eurotiomycetes; Eurotiales; Aspergillaceae
Exons: 3
Coding region: 1-381 (126 amino acids)
Source: RefSeq, a predicted model, not a curated record